Messenger RNA from Lytechinus pictus (painted urchin), 3095 nucleotides. RefSeq names its product serine-aspartate repeat-containing protein I-like. The coding region runs from base 194 to 2380 and encodes 728 amino acids. Lineage: Eukaryota; Metazoa; Echinodermata; Echinoidea; Temnopleuroida; Toxopneustidae. The transcript is spliced from 4 exons. The record is from RefSeq and is a predicted model, not a curated record.
ACAACGUAUUCUAUCGGGUAUGGCGUUGUACCAGAAAGUCUUCCUGUUUUUGUUUCUUUUGCGUGUGUGUGUUUUUUGUUUCAGGAACUUGCAAUCGAGCCAAGGGAGAUCAAUUUAUUAAGUAAUUUGAGAGCUGCGUUAGAUCCAGUUCUUCAUAGGAAUAUUGUUAGUAUUGUAAAGUAUCAUCUUGGUCAUGGCGAAGUGGAAGAAGAUCUACCGGAGCCUUGUUAUCGUUUUCUGGGUUAUUAAUGCUUCUGGCUACCCAGUUAGAGAAGAAAGGAGGGAUCGGGAUGGAUGGAGAGGCUGCCAACCCCCUUGUGGAUUUUCGUCAAUCCAAAGGCGAACCCAGAUAGUGUGUGACCCAAGAGAAAGCUUGUGUAGGCCUACCAGACAUUUCUUCCGAAUGCCAAUCAGGUGCCGGACAAGACCGGCCUGUCCUAUUACCAGGGCCCAGAGAUACGAACCUGUACCAUGGAUCCCUGAUCGCAGGAGCUCAUUCCCAUCUGUCAGCUUGACAGAAGAACUCCAAAGAUCGGAAAAUGCUCCCGAAGAGAGGUCGUUCUAUUCUGUUGACGAGACCCCCUUUCUUUCCAUUAGCUCUUCGGUAUACAUGUCAGAAGAGCCAGUACGACCAAGUGAUGUCAUCCAAACUACCACAAGUGAACCCAAAGAGAACCCAUUCUAUCCUGAUGAUGAAAGAUCUUUCAGUUCCGUCAGCUCGUUGGAAGAGCCUGCUCGACCAAGAGAGGUAAUCCAAACUACCACAAGUGAACCCAAAGAGAACCCAUUCUAUCCUGAUGAUGAAAGAUCUUUCAGUUUCGUCAGCUCGUUGGAAGAGCCUGCUCGACCAAGAGAGGUCAUCAAAACUACCACAAGUGCAUCCAAAGAGAACCCAUUCUAUCCUGAUGAUGAAAGAUCUUUCAGUUUCGUCAGCUCGUUGGAAGAGCCUGCUCGACCAAGAGAGGUAAUCCAAACUACCACAAGUGAACCCAAAGAGAACCCAUUCUAUCCUGAUGAUGAAAGAUCUUUCAGUUUCGUCAGCUCGUUGGAAGAGCCUGCUCGACCAAGAGAGGUCAUUCAAACUACCACAAGUGAACCCAAAGAGAACCCAUUCUAUCCUGAUGAUGAAAGAUCUUUCAGUUCCGUUAGCUCGUUGGAAGAGCCUGCUCGACCAAGAGAGGUCAUUCAAACUACCACAAGUGCACCCAAAGAGAACCCAUUCUAUCCUGAUGAUGAAAGAUCUUUCAGUUCCGUCAGCUCGUUGGAAGAGCCUGCUCGACCAAGAGAGGUAAUCCAAACUACCACAAGUGAACCCAAAGAGAACCCAUUCUAUCCUGAUGAUGAAAGAUCUUUCAGUUUCGUCAGCUCGUUGGAAGAGCCUGCUCGACCAAGAGAGGUCAUCAAAACUACCACAAGUGCACCCAAAGAGAACCCAUUCUAUCCUGAUGAUGAAAGAUCUUUCAGUUUCGUCAGCUCGUUGGAAGAGCCUGCUCGACCAAGAGAGGUAAUCCAAACUACCACAAGUGAACCCAAAGAGAACCCAUUCUAUCCUGAUGAUGAAAGAUCUUUCAGUUUCGUCAGCUCGUUGGAAGAGCCUGCUCGACCAAGAGAGGUCAUCAAAACUACCACAAGUGAACCCAAAGAGAACCCAUUCUAUCCUGAUGAUGAAAGAUCUUUCAGUUUCGUCAGCUCGUUGGGAGAGCCUGCUCGACCAAGAGAGGUCAUCAAAACUACCACAAGUGCACCCAAAGAGAAACCAUUUUAUCCUGUAGAUGAUACUUCUUUCAGUUCCGUCAGCUCGUUGGAAGAGCCUGCUCGACCAAGAGAGGUCAUUCAAACUAUAACAAGUGCAUCCAAAGAGAAUCCAUUCUAUCCUGAGGAUGACAGUUCUUUCAUUUCCGCCAAUUCAUUAGAAGAGUCUGUACGACCAAGGGAAGUCAUCCAAACUACCGCAAAUGCACUCGAAGAGAACUCAUUCUCUUCCAUAAGCUCUUCUGAAGUUCCACCAGAGCCAAAACCGCAAGAUAGCUUCACCUCGAGCAGCAGCAGUCCUGGAGAUUGUGGCGACGGCUUGAAAACUUCGGUUAAUGUCAGCUCGGAUUCUACCCAAGAACUUCCGAUGAACAACCCACAGAUUGGUAGACCAGAUGGAGAGAAUGAAGAAACUAGUUCUUACCGAGACAUCCAGAGUGAUGUCUACCAGAUCCAAAGCCUACCCAAUAACAUAGAAAACCACACUGGUUUGGGAUCCCCAGAAGGCAAUGGGAAUAUCAUGAGUGGAGAAGAUUCGGAUAAAACGAUCCUCGUCAGAAAUUCAGAAACUAAUGCUACCCGAACAGGAGGAAAUACCAUUGUUUCAGCGGCAGGAUUUCAUUGGUAGAUCUUAAGUGCCUUUAGAAGCUUUCCCGGCAAAGCAUUCAAAUUCUUACUUUUUUUAGAUUGUUCUUUGGGCCUGAUGUUGCCAUCAUAAAAUGAUGAAAAGUGGCACAUAAAAGCCACGUAAUAAACCAUAAUUAAAUCAAAAGUACAAGGUUUUAGAUCAAGCUAAUUAAAUAAUCACAAAUGCUUGUCAGUGAAUUUGAAAACCACCUUGAUGGUUUAUCUCCAAUGACCUUUUACUGCUCAUGCGUAGCUACAACUGUGAAAGGGCUUAUUGGAGAAUGGACGAAUACUGCAUUAUGGGCAGUCAAACUACCUUGAUAUUUAACCCAGUGUAUGUAAUGCCAACCUACUACAUGUAUAUAUGUUUGGCCAGUCAUUUUCUCUUUAAAUCCCAUUUCUUGAAAUCAUGCAUUAAGAAUUACAUUUUGGUAACAACACAAAAUAUCAAGAAUCAAAAUUUGAUGUUAGGUGCACUUGACCAAUUCAUCAAAUCCACCCAUUGUACAGUAACAACAGAUUCAAGCAAAACAAUAUACAAGCUUAAUAUUUACAUAAUUGGUUUAAUGUUCCUUUUCAUUGAUGCAAUGGUAAACCAAUAGCAUAGCUUGAUCAUUUCAAUUGCACUUCAUGUACACAUAUACAAGUACUCCUAAUAUAUAAAAUGCAUUGAUGUAAUUAUAAUAAAUAAUGUAACCUGGUACAAAAAUUUUAUU